ACUGGGCGGCUUGCGUGAAUUGCAGGAGUUUGACAGAAACAGACCGCGACGUCGCGGAGGCAGAGUGUAUGGCCGAGGCUGUGAAGCCCCGCCGGGCCAAGGCCAAGGCCAGCCGGACCAAAGGCAAGGAAAAGAAGAAGUAUGAAGCCCUUCAGACUUCGGAUGCAGUUCUCCUUCCAGAGACUUGUAGAGAACAGGAAAUCCUGUCUCCAGUUUCUGAACUCAAAGGAGAUGAUCUGAAGGUGUCGGCUGAUUCUCAGCUCCACAGUGAUGUGUGUGGAUGGAAUGAAUGUGAAAUGUUUGAUGUUCCACUCACCUCCUUGACUACAGGGGAUGAAGGACCCCUGAUACAGGACACAGGGGACCUAAAGGAAAGGGGCGAGGUCACAGCCCUUGAUGGAGAUGAUGAAAUCCAGUUGAAGGUCGACCCUGGAGACAGUGUUCCAUCUAAAGGUGAACCUUCCAAGAGCUUCUCAGAAGUAGAUGAACACACACUCAAACAAUGUGGGCCUCCGGAAAGCACACUGCAAGCCGGCUUUCCCUGCGGACAGCAGGAAAUGGAAAGCUCACAUGUCAGACAAAGUCCGACUAGAAAAGAAGACGAAGAAGCCCUUGAGUGUUCAAAGGCGCUUCAGAAUGUUAGCUUGCACAGUCGUUACGAAGCCAAAGAAGUUUCUCAGCAACCUAGAGUGAAGAGACUGUACCCCGAGUUGCCGGCUGAAAUUGCUGAAGUGCCUGCAUUGGUGGCAGUGAAGCCAUUGCUCCGUAGUGAGCGACUCUACCCAGAGCUCCCGUCUCAACCAGAGCUGGCACCCUUCACUAAAGAACAGCUCAAACUCUUGGAGCCUGGCUCAUGGCUGGAGAACGUUGAGUCAUAUGUAGAGGAGUUUGAUAGCAUUGCUCAUCAGGAGAGACAUGAGUUUUAUGAGUUGCUUUUGAAUUACUCACGAUGCAGGAAGCAGUUGCUGUUGGCUGAAGCCGAGCUGCUCACCCUGAUGUCUGAUUGCCAAAGUGCCAAAAGCCGACUGUGGAACUUUAAGGACGAGCAAAUGGCCGUACAGGGCAUCUGUGCAGAUCAAGUAAAAGUUUAUGGUCAUCACCACUACCAGAGAGUAGAGAUGAAUGAGAAUGUCCUGGGGGAACUGAAGAAGCUAUUUGAUGCCAAGUCCGAGCACCUUCACCAGACCCUGACCCUCCAUUCGUACACUUCUGUGCUUUCGAGGUUGCAAGUGGAGUCCUACAUCUACACCCUUCUCAACAGCUCAGCUGUUCUGAGAUCUUUAGCAGUUUGUCAGGCAGACCAAGUUUCUAAACUGACAGAAAGCAUCCCCUCUGACAUGUGUCAGCUGAAGGAGUGCAUCAGUGUCUUGUUCAUGUUCACCAGGAGAGUGAGUGAGGAUGCCCAGUUCCAUGAGGACAUCCUUCUCUGGCUGCAGAAACUGGUGUCAGUGCUACAAAGAGUCGGCUGUCCUGGAGAUCACUUCUUUCUCCUGAACCACAUUCUUCGGUGCCCAGCUGGCAUUAGUGAGUGGGCUGUUCCUUUUAUACAGAUCAAAGUGUUGAAUAACCCUUCAGGGGUCUUUCAUUUUAUGCAGUCCCUUGCCCUGCUGAUGUCUCCUGUCAAAAAUCGAGCGGAGUUUAUGUGCCACAUGAAGCCCAGUGAGUGGAAGCCAUCAUCUUCAGGGCCAGCAUCUGGGAACUGGACACUCGUAGAUGAAGGCGGGGAAGAGGAUGAAGACCCUGAGACCAGUUGGAUUCUCCUUAAUGAAGACGACUUGGUCACCCUUUUGUCCCAGUUUCCCUUCCAAGAGCUCUUUCGGCAUCUUCUGGGGUUUAAAGCAAAAGGUGAUUACUUACCUGAAACAACAAGGCCCCAAGAGAUGAUGAGAAUGUUUGCCUUUGCCAACUCAUUAGUGGAGCUUCUGGCUGUGGGACUAGACACCUUUAACAGAGCCCGCUAUAGGCAGUUCGUGAAGCGCAUUGGAUAUCUGAUCAGGAUGACCCUUGGCUAUGUCAGUGACCACUGGGCCCAGUAUGUGAGCCAUAGCACAGGCCUGGGGUUAGCACUGCAGCCCUACUCCAUGGAGAAGCUGCAGCUGGAGUUUGAUGAGCUGUUUCUCAGAGCUGUCCUGCAUGUCCUGAAAGCUAAAAGACUUGGCAUUUGGCUGUUUAUGUCUGAGAUGCCCUUUGGCACCCUGUCGGUCCAGAUGCUCUGGAAGCUUUUCUACCUCAUGCACCAGGUGGAGAGUGGGAACCUGCAUCAGCUCUGCGCCUCCCUGCAGCCGGCCGAGUGCAAGAGGCAACUCCAAGACCCAGAACAUUUUGCGAGCUUUGAGAAGUGUCUUUCGUCCAUAAACAGCUCAGAGGAGAUCUGUCUCCUGACAACCUUUGCUCAGAUGGCUCGAGCCAGAAGAACUAAUGUGGACGAAGACUUCAUAAAAAUCAUUGUUCUGGAGAUCUAUGAGGUAUCUUAUGUCACACUGUCUACCAGAGAGACUUUUUCAAAGGUUGGCCGAGAGCUUUUGGGGGCCAUCGCAGCUGUUCACCCUGAGAUUAUUUCUGUCCUUUUGGAUAGAGUGCAAGAGACCAUUGACCAAGUUGGAAUGGUUUCUUUAUAUUUGUUUAAAGAACUGCCUUUGUAUCUUUGGCGACCUUCUGCCUCUGAGAUAGCUGUGAUUCGGGACUGGUUAUUGAAUUAUAAUCUGACAGCAGUGAAGAACAAGUUGGCCUGUGUGAUCCUAGAAGGACUGAAUUGGGGAUUUGCUGAGCAGGGUUCCCUUCAUCUGAAUCAAGCAUUGCACACUGAAGUGGCCCUUCUAAUUCUAGAGGCGUAUCAGAAACACCUGGCACAGAAGCCCUAUGCUGGGCUCAUUUCUGAAAGUAUGAAACAGGUUUCCUAUUUAGCCAGUAUUGUUCGAUAUGGAGAGACUCCUGAGUCCUCAUUUAACCAGUGGGCCUGGAAUUUGACCUUGAGGUUAAAAUUACACAAAAAUGAUUUUGGAAGACAGAGCCUUCCAGUUGGUCCCCUCUGCAGCACGGUACCUGACAUGACAGAGUCGUCCACAUUUCACCCACUCUUGAAGGCUGUGAAAUCAGGCUUGCCCAUUGGCUGCUAUCUCGCUUUAGCUAUGACAACUGUUGGCCACAGCAUUGAGAAGUUCUGUGCAGAAGGCAUCCCUCUGUUGGGCGUUCUGGUCCAGUCAAGGCAUCUGAGAGCAGUGGUGCAUGUCCUAGAUAAGAUUCUGCCCGUGUUCUACCCUUGCCAGUAUUACCUUCUGAAGAAUGAACAGUUUCUGUCGAACCUUCUCCUCUUCCUACAAUUGGACAGCGGUGUUCCUCAGGGGGUCACACAGCAGGUUACGCACAGGGUGGCACAGCAUCUGACAGGAGCCAUCCAUGGAGACAAUGUGAAGCUUCUCAAUGGCAUGAUCCAGGCACACAUAUGUGUAAGCACUCAGCCAGAUGAAGUAGGUCCUGUGGCUGUGCUGGAGUUCUGGGUCCAGGCUCUUAUCAGCCAGCAUCUCUGGUACCGGGAACAGCCUGUUCUCUUCCUCAUGGACCACUUGUGUAAGACAGCGUUUUAUCUGAUGCAGGAAGAUUGUGUGCAAAAAUUGCUCUACCAACAGCACAAGAAUGCUUUGGGUUACCACUGUGACCGCAGUCUACUCUCUUCCUUGGUGAACUGGAUUGUGGCAGGAAACAUUACUCCUUCCUUCGUGGAGGGCUUGUCCACGUCCACACAGGUUUGGUUUGCAUGGACUGUGUUGAACAUGGAAUCCAUCUUUGAAGAGGACUCUCAGCUUCGAAGAGUUGUUGAAAGGGAAUUGGUUAUAAAUGCGUGUAGCCCUGACCAAGCUCUAAAGAAAGCUCAGGUCCAGCUGAAGCUGCCCAUCGUCCCAUCCCUGCAGAGGCUGUUGAUUUAUCGCUGGGCCCACCAGGCUCUGGUCACACCUUCUGAUCACCCUCUUUUGCCACUCAUUUGGCAGAAGUUCUUCCUCCUGUAUCUUCACCGCCCAGGACCACAGUAUGGGUUACCUGUGGAUGGCUGUAUUGGAAGAAGGUUUUUUCAAAGUCCCUCCAACAUCAAUUUGUUGAAAGACAUGAAGAGACGCCUGACAGAGGUGGGUGACUUCCACUAUGCUGCAAGCAAGGCCCUCCGUGUUCCGGCAGAGGGCAGUGAAGGGACACCAGAGCUGCAGGCUGGCGCCCCUGGCUUCCUGACUUCCCCAGAACUGCACAGGGAACUCGUGAGGCUCUUCAAUGUGUAUAUAUUAUGGCUAGAAGAUGAAAAUUUUCAGAAAGGAGAUACCUAUAUUCCUUCUUUACCAAAGCAUUAUGAUGUUCACAGGCUAGCAAAAGUGAUGCAGAAUCAGCAGGACCUGUGGAUGGAGUGUGUGAACAUGGAGCGCAUACAUCAUGAGUUCCAGGAGACAGUUGCUCUGUGGACACAGGACAAGCUUGAGUCCCAUUCCAUGCCCUGCAGCUCUUCAGCACAGCUGGAUUUCACUGACCCUUUGCUGGCUAAAGCAAGGGUUCUAAGUAACUUAGAGAAGCAUGAGGCUCCGCAUCCUCCUCUUCUUCUGCAGCCCAUGAAGCCUCCUGUGCCACUCAUUUCCUCUGCUGUGCUGUUGGUGCAGAAGGACACCACCCAGCUCAUGUGCACAGACCUGAAUCUGCUGCAGCAGCAGGCCAGAACUGCCACUCUCCGGGAGUCACAGCAGGUUGCCUUGGAUGGUGAGCUGUUGGAGACGAUGCCCAAACAGUAUGUUAACCGGGAAGAGCAGACCACCCUGCAUCUGGAGUGUAGAGGCAGUGGUGGCAAGAAGUGCCAAGGAGCAGCAGUUGUGACAGUUCAGUUUGAAGGCAUGUGCAAGAAUGAAGCAGUAAGCCAGCAGAUCCAUGUUCUGCAGAAAGAAGUGAGGCAGUUCCAAGCAGAGGCUGCUCAGCCCCCGCCUCUAAACGUUGUGGAGGCUGCUGUGCACGCAGAAAACCUCAUCACGGCCUUAGUGAACACCUAUAAGUUACAGCCUACUCCUGGAGUUCAGAAAGUUGGCAUUAGCCUCUUCUUUACUGUUGUGGACUAUGUCAGCCAUGAGACCCAGCGCCAUCCUCCUACAAGGCAGUUCUUCACUUCAUGCAUCGAGAUCCUGGGACAGGUGUUUAUCAGCGGCACUAAAUCAGAGUGCAGAAAGCUGCUGCAGACCAUCCUGAACAACAGGCGGCUCUGCUCCCUGCUGUCUCCGUUCUUCACCCCCAAUGCUGCGCCUGCCGAGUUCAUCCAGCUGUAUGAGAACGUGGUGAAGUGUCUGAGCGAGGACAACAGCGACGUCAUCUUCAUGCUGCUCACCAAGUUCGAUAUUCAACAAUGGUUAAACAGCACUAAACCCCCUCUGUCGGACCGCACCCGGCUCCUGGAGUCCAUUCACCUGGCACUCACUGCCUGGGGCCUAGAACCAGAGGAGGAUAUCCUGAUGCCAUUUAAUCUUUUCUGUAAGCACUGGACUUACCUCCUGCUCUACCAGUUCCCUGACCAGUACAGUGAUGUCCUCAGGCUGCUGGUGCAGAGCUCUGCAGAGCAGCUGCUGAGUCCUGAGUGCUGGAAAGCCACUUUGAGAGCCCUGGGCUGCUAUGCCCCGAGCGUCCAGCAGGGGGAGGCCUCUGCAGAGAGCUCAGUGCUUCAUAGUUCCUCGGCUGUUCUCUUGUCAGACAGGCAGGUAACGGAGACGGUGCAGUGGCUUUCGGACUUCUUUUAUAAGCUGCGGUUAUCCAAGUUGGACUUUAAAAGCUUUGGAUUAUUCUCAAAGUGGAGCCCUUACAUGGCUGAUGUGAAGACAUUUUUGGGGUACCUUGUGAAAAGGCUGACUGACUUAGAAAUAGCCUCAUUGACCCAGGACCAAACUGCCAGCAGCAAAGAAGUGCUGAGAUCCCUGCACUCACAGAUCAUCCAGCUUUUCAAGCCCUGGAUCCUGGUUUUAGAGGACGCUGAGAGCCUCCAACGACAUUACCCCUGGCUGGAGAGUGACAGUGUGGUGGCCUCUAGCAUCGUGCAGCUCUUCACUGACUGUGUCGGCUCACUGCAUGCGAGUUUUAAAGACAAGCUGUUGCCCGGUGAUGAAGGAGCCCUGCGGUUGCACCUGCUGCAUUACUGUGAAGCAUGCACAUCACCCAAGAUGCCAGAGUUCAUUCUCUACGCCUUUCACAGUGCGUACCAGAGACUGGAGUGGAAGGACCUGCAUCCUGACCAGAGGCUUAUGGAGGCCUUCUUCAAGGUGGAACGUGGAAGCCCCAAGAGUUGUUUCUUGUUUUUGGGGUCUGUACUUUGCAGAGUCAACUGGGUUAGUGUGCUGUCUGAUGCCUGGAAUCCCAGCCCCCUUCCCAGGACCCAGAGCAUGGUUGUCUGCCUCCUUUUCAUGAUGGUGUUACUAGCAAAGGAAGCUCAGCUAGUUGACGAGACAGACUCACCUUUACUGAGUCUCCUUGGACAGAUGAGCUCGGUCUCAUGGCAUCUUGUGGAUCUUGUGUCGUACCAGAGCGUGCUGGGUUACUUCAGCAGUCAUUACCCACCAUCCGUCAUCCUGGCAGAAGACUGUGCCUCUGACCUGGUAGUGAAGCUGUUAAAGGUGUCUGCAGGACUCUCCCUUCCUGCUGACAGUCGGAAGCAUGUUGACAUAGUUCUAAAAUGCCGGGCUUUCACUCAUCAGAUGGUUCAGUUUCUCAGUGCCCUGGAACAGAGUGGAAAGCUCACCUUCCCAGCUCUAGAGCAGGAAAUAUCUAAGCUGUUGGAUGACGUCAUUCUCUUUAACCCGCCCGACAUGGACAGCCAGACCCGCCACAUGGCCCUCAGCAGCUUUUUCAUGGAAGUCCUAAUGAUGAUGAACAAUGCAGCUGUUCCAACAGCAGAAUUCCUUGGUGUCAGUAUUCGGACCUGGAUUGGCCAAAGAGUGCAUGGGUUGGUGGUGCUGCCCCUUUUAACAGCAGCCUGUCAGAGCCUGGCAUCGGUCCGCCACAUGGCGGAGACCACAGAAGCCUGCAUCAUGGCCUACUUCAAGGAAAGCUCCCUCGAUCAGAAUUUAGGAUGGGGCCCCAUUCUGGUGUCCCUGCAAGUUCCGGAGCUCACCAUGCAGGAGUUUCUGGAGGAGUGCUUAGCCCUGGGUAGUUGUUUGACUCUGUAUGUCUACCUGCUUCAGUGUCUAAACAGUGAGCAGACUGUGAAGAACGAGAUGAAAGUGCUUCUCCUCCUCAGCAAGUGGCUGGAGCAGGUGGACCCAAGCUCUGCACAGGAAGAGGCAAAGCUGUUUCUGUGGUGGCAUCAAAUCCUGCAGCUGUCUCUGAUUCAGUUGGAGCAGAACGACCCAUUCCUGACAGAGUCAAUCAUCCGGAUCCUGCUCAUGCUGCAGAGCAGGCAGAGCCUUAUGGCCGAGGAGAGGCUCAGCUCUGGGAUUCUGGGGGCGAUUGGGUUGGGCCGGAAAUCACCCUUGUCUAACAGGUUCCGAGUGGUCGCCCGAAGCAUGGUGGCCUUCCUGUCAGUUCAGGUGCCUGCAGAAGACCAGAUUCGUCUGAAGCCUAGCUCUGAACUACAUCUGACUCCGAAAGCUCAGCAGGUGCUGACGGCCCUUGAGUCCAUGACCCUGAGUAAGCAGUAUGUGGAGUACCAGGACCAGAUACUGCACGCCGUCCAGUUUAUAAGGCAUCCUGGCCACUGCCUUCAGAACUCGAAGAGCUUCCUGGCCCUUCUUGUUAACCGUCUUUAUCCAGAAGUGCAUUAUCUGGACAACAUCCGGUAGUGAGGCUGAAGCCCUCGAGCCCCGUGUUGCCCCUUGUUUACAGUAGCCAUGCUGUUGUGCAUGUAUCUUGCUCAGUUUCCCCACAGAGCUCAGUUCGGCCUGGAAUCGACUCAGGUGCAUUGGGAAGCGCAGAUAGUCCUGGGUGUGGGCGUUAUCUCUUACCGUGCAGCAGCCAUUUUAGUGUGAAUGUUCUUCCACAAGUGCAGCUAAGUUCCCCGAGUACAGACCACUCACAUCUGGGGAUGUGCCUGCCAGCUCCCUAAGAACAACAGAGUUCUUGGUGUGUCUGCACUUCUGUCUCCCUGCUUUGUUUAAAUGUCAAGACUCCUGAUGCCAGAUCUGACCGCUUUGGGAGGCGUGAAGAGCCCUCUUUUGGAACUCCAUUGUAUUCUUCCGAUGUGAAAAUUCUGCAUUUCUGAAAUGUAGGGAAACACCAGCUUUAAAGUCUUCUGCUGCUGUUCUUUGAGUGGAGAUGAUACACUGGUUUAGUUCAGGAGUGGCGGCAUGCGCCUGUCCUCUGGGCACAUAGACGGCUGAAGCAGCAGGGUCACAAGGGUGAGGCAGUGUGAGGUGUGUAUCAAGAGCAUCUCAGCCAACACUCUGACCACAGUACACAGCACAGAUGGUGACACAUCCUCUGGAAGAGAGCUUGUCUGAAGUGAUGUGACAGUGUACACUGGUGUGUUGUAUUCGGUCCUUGCAGGGGGAGCACAGACAGCACUGACCACAACUGCCAGGGCACUGGAAUCCUUUGGGUCUCCUCGUUCACAACGUUUUAUUGGCCCUGUCUAUGUGGAAUUCCCAACACUUAUAACUCUUGUUAUAAGUUAGAGCCUUCUGCAGGCCCUACUGCAAGGGACACUGGGACUUUGUACUUCUUCCUUAGAUAAAGUCAGAUGAAGCUCAUGGACGUACCGGAACAUGUCCAGAGAGAAGGGGCCGGGUCACGGGAACCUGAGGAAUGUGGCUCCUUGUGACCAGCCAGUCUCUCUGUCAUUGCUAAGCCCCUCCCUGGCUGGCGCAGUGCUCUGCUCCCUCCGGAGCACUUGCUCAUGUCACUUCCUGUAGAGUUCUUAGUUUGACUUGUCCAUAUAGUUAUACUUCUCAAAAAUGGCCCCAAAUGGGUUUUGCAGGUCCAGCUUAAAAUACGUCUCUCUUUUUAUGGGUUUAGGCCUAGAAAUAUCUGUGAAAAAUCUUUGAGUGGCCCCCCAAGAGCCUUGACUAAAGAUGGGAUAUACAGUUAGUGGGGUUCCUCCCCUGCAUUUGGAAGCUUGCAGGAACGUCUUAUUGGACAGAGCAAGUCUGCCUAGUAGACAGUCUCGGAACACUGAUGAAGGAUGUUCCUAUUCAGUGGCACAAAGUGUCCUUGUCCAGGAAGCUGUCCCAGCCUUCUUUAUUCCUGCUCCUCUCCGCUUCCCAGGUCUGCCUUCCUCACUCCAAUAGAAGCAAACCUUAGCAGCUGUAGACAGUUGAACAGCACCAGUGGGUCUGUGGCCAGAAAACACUGUUUGUGUGCUUACUCCAAGGAGAACCAAGUUACCAGUAUCCUAGAAUGUGAAAUGUUUGUGUCAUAGUGUGUACAGUUUAGAGAAUCAAUUAAUAUUGAAAGUUUAUAAUAUUUGUAAAUUUUAUCUGUAAAAAGUAUAAACAAUAAAUCAACCUUUGAUUAUAACUGAUGAAUCUGAACUGAAGGCUAAUGUAGAUUUUUAUGACUGAUAAUAAAUUUAUUUGACUUUGUAACUGGUCAGUAAAAGUACCACCUUUUUCAUCCUUGCUUAACAUCUGAGAGUUAUUUGCCUCAGAGUCUCUGAGAAGCACUGGGCUGUCUUUAACAACAUGCGGCAAUUCAGAACGAAGAGGGCUGCCUGCAGACAGGCUGCUGGCUGCUGAAAAAAAGCCAGGCUUUGCUAGGAAAAUACGUCACGGCAUCAGAGACAGUGAUGGGCACUUGAUGCCCUUGUCACCAAGCAAGGCCGUGACUGGGCAGUGUGGAAGGUGGACAUCACAGACUCCAGAGCCUCCUGCAGCUUCCCAGGAACAAUGGGAGUGCUGGCCUCAGUGGAAGUACCUCUGCCUCUCCCAGCAUUGCCACCUCCUUGGAGUGCACACGUGGGGCGGAGAGGUGGUCCUGGCCUUCCUCCUCUACAGCCUCACUGGCUCAGGUGACAGCAGGGCCCAGUGGGGUGGUGCUGUGAAGACCAGAGCCCACAGUGCACAUCUCUAAAGACCAGCGCCCAUGGUGCACAUCUCUAAAGCUCCUGUACACUUGACCUUGGCUCUAAACAUGACUGGCAGGUGUCUGGCUGGUUAUGCCUCCACCUCUCCUGUGUAUUUUCAUUUUUGGUGUCAGUGAACGUGGGGUGUAGAAUCUUCCUGUAAUUAGCCAGCAGACUUUCUCCUCCAAGGCCAACCAGUCUAAGCUCUGGUGAGUUUAAGCACUUUGUCUGAAUCAAGAUGAUGACACUGGUUUUCAAAGGUAUUUUCUAAAAAUUAUUUCUUCUGAAGCAGGAAGCCAAUUGUCUAAAUCAUGGGCAGAAUCAAGACACAUAUUAAUACCUCAGAUCCCUUAGUGGAGAUCCUCACCCUCUCCCCCACCUGGCCGGUGUCUUGGAGUCCACUGCCGGCCCAGCCUUGACUGUGCCAGGACUCUCUGGUUCUGCGUAUCUUGAGCCAGAAUGGUCCCUUGCAACCUUGCCUGUUGGUUGUGGAUCUGCCUGGAGCAUCCAGGAAGGACCUGUUCUCAGUUACCUCAAGACAUUCCUCCUGCCCCAUCUUAGACCUUGCCUGCCCGGACCCCUUAGUCCUCUCUGCUAAGUGGCCAAAGUCCUUAGUCAUCUUUGAAUGUGAUGUCCCAAUAAAACUGCUUUUGGGGGCAGUCACACUACUGUGCCAAGGAUUAGCAGUGCCAGAACUACAGUAGGACAAAGAAGAUGUGAGAACACACUCAGCCCUCGCAGGCGAUGCAGGGAGUGUGUAUCCUUGCCCAUUCAUGCCUGGUGCUUUACUGCCUUAUCCUGGACCCUGCCCUAAGAGCUGUCACCUCCCUAGGCCAGGCAGAGCGAAUCGCUCUAGCACACACUUGGGUGGCAUCGGUUCCCAUUGUGCUCUCUAGUUGGCAUGUUAACCUAGCCUCGAGUUAAGACACAGGCCUCUUUAGUAGUGGUCACUGCCCAAGACCAGUUUCCCUCGAGUAUCUACUUGGUCAGUCCAGUGGUCAGGCCCUUUGACCUUCAUCAUGGAUUAUACCUGCUCUUUAGUGAGCUAAUCGUCACAGCUCCUUUUAAGGUAAUAGCUGACCAUGUUAGGUGAGGCUCUUAGGGCUGGGGUCCUAAACAGGCUUGCGCAGGAGUCAUGUAGCCAGGAGCAGGUCACGUGUUUAUCCAUAGUCUCCUUCACUCUGCACAGGUUCCUGAUUCCUCAUGAGGAUAACUUGAAAAAAUAAAACUUAUGCUACUCCCUCCUAUUCUACUGACGAAAGCGCUGAUGUUGGUCGUAACUUACUUUUCAGUGUGUUACGUAAACCGCUGAGCACUGAAGAGAAGCUUGCUUUCAGGGGUUUCAGGUAAUUUCUCCCGGAGAUCAGUACUGUGUUGUGUCACCUCAGCUAGUGAGGCGAACUUUCCAACCACAGUUUGGCUCUGGCUCUUGCGCCCUCUCUGUCCUCUCACCCUUCCCCCUCUCCCCAUUCCCUUCCCCCUUUCCACCUGCUCAUGGCCUCCACUUCUCUACUCCUCUUCUGUCUCUUCCUCUCUCUGUCUCUACUAUCCUCUCAACUCCCCUCCCCAUGCCCUGAAUAAACUCUAUUGUAUACUUAAAAAGGAAGGAAGGAAGGAAGGAAGAAAGAAACAAAG
This is a messenger RNA of Apodemus sylvaticus (European woodmouse), 11635 nucleotides long. It is a transcript of the gene Epg5, whose product is annotated as ectopic P-granules 5 autophagy tethering factor. Bases 69 to 7784 code for a protein of 2571 amino acids. Gene Ontology annotation, biological process: autophagosome maturation. The transcript has 44 exons. The record is from RefSeq and is a predicted model, not a curated record. Gene Ontology annotation, cellular component: cytoplasm. Lineage: Eukaryota; Metazoa; Chordata; Mammalia; Rodentia; Muridae.